Molecule: messenger RNA, 480 nt
Organism: Talaromyces amestolkiae
Lineage: Eukaryota; Fungi; Ascomycota; Eurotiomycetes; Eurotiales; Trichocomaceae
Exons: 3
Coding region: 1-480 (159 amino acids)
Source: RefSeq, a predicted model, not a curated record
AUGGAACCUCUACUACCACCACCAACACUACAAUAUCUCUUCAGCGUUCAAUGCGCCGUAGACCCGCCUGUUGAGAUUGGCAAUGGACCAUACGGACGUCGUCGCUGCGUACCCAUCACCGGCGGAACAGUGAGGGGAAAGCAUCUUAAUGGAGAGGUCCUGCCAGUUGGUGCGGAUUUUAUGCUUGUGGAAGAAAAUCAAACCGUACAUGUCAAUACCAACUAUGUUAUUAAAAGUGACGACGGCGCGUAUAUCUAUGUGCGAACUGAAGGUCCUCGUUCCGGGCCCCCGGAAGUGCUAACAGCUUUGAUGGAAGGCGGCCAGGAAGUCGAUUCCUCGCAGUACUGGUUCCAUCUGCAUAUAAAACUUGAGACUGGUCAUGAGAAGUAUCAAUGGAUGAAUAAUAGACUUAUUAUAGCACGGGCUACGAGGAUUAAAGGAGAGGUUGCGUACGAUGCUUAUUUUGUUGAGAACUCAUAG